Molecule: messenger RNA, 591 nt
Organism: Plasmopara halstedii
Lineage: Eukaryota; Oomycota; Peronosporomycetes; Peronosporales; Peronosporaceae
Product: 26S proteasome regulatory complex, subunit PSMD9
Exons: 3
Coding region: 1-591 (196 amino acids)
Biological process (GO): proteasome regulatory particle assembly
Cellular component (GO): cytoplasm; nucleus
Molecular function (GO): protein binding
Source: RefSeq, a predicted model, not a curated record
AUGGCGGAAAAUGAAUACAAGGCUGCAGUGGAGACCAAGCAAGUUAUUGAGGCAGAAAUUGAGGCUAUCGUUGCAGAAUUAAGUUCGGACAUUGAUGUCUAUCGUGUGCGUCAGCUGCGGCAUCAAUUAGCACUCAAACAAACAGAUCACCGUAUUGUUAUGAAUGAAAUUGAAAAGCUGCUUCCAAGAGUGUUUGAGGCUCGAAGUGGAAAUAAACAGCAGCAAAUUAAAACGGCAGGAAUUGAUCUAACUGAUAGCAUGAAGAAGCUUGAAACCGAGUGGAAAGUGACACUGAAUCAGGUGAAGCAAGAAGAGGAAGAUUUGCUUUCUUUUGCGGUAGUGGAAAGUGUUCAACGAGGGUCUCCAGCUGAUAUAGCGGGACUGCAAGCUCAAGAUGAGUUGUUGCGUUUUGGAUCGGCUGACGCCAGCAACCACAGAGAAUUAGCAGCAAUUAAGGACAUUGUGCAGCGCAACAUUAAUCGUCAAAUUCGAGUGCUCGUGCGCAGAAAGUCGGAGGUUUUGGUGGUGGAAUUAACUCCGCAAGCAUGGCAGGGAUCUGGUGUAUUAGGAUGUUUAUUGCAGCCAAUGUAA